Messenger RNA from Sesamum indicum (sesame), 1761 nucleotides. RefSeq lists its product as uncharacterized. NCBI's taxonomy places the organism in Eukaryota, Viridiplantae, Streptophyta, Magnoliopsida, Lamiales, Pedaliaceae. Gene Ontology annotation, molecular function: nucleic acid binding; RNA-DNA hybrid ribonuclease activity. Gene Ontology annotation, biological process: DNA integration. The record is from RefSeq and is a predicted model, not a curated record.
AUGUUUCAGGGUGCUGAGUCAAGAUAUUCGGAGAUGGAGAAGCUAGCCCUUACUUUAGUUGUCACGGCUCGAAAGUUGCGACCUUACUUCCAGUCGCAUAAAGUGGUGGUACUGACCAAUCACCCCCUCAAGCAUGUGAUGUCACGACUAGAGGCCUCCGGGAGACUGAUCAAAUGGGCCGUGGAAUUGGGGCAAUAUGAUGUGGAUUACCAACCCAAGACCACGCAGAAAGCGCAAACGCUGGCGGACUUUGUGACAGAGCUCUCUAGCGAUCCAAAGUCACCUGUUGUUGCUAAAGAACAGGGCUCGAAAUGGAUGUUGCACGUGGAUGGCUCCUCAAAUGCUAACAAUGGAGGAGCGGGUAUACUGAUCCAAGGGCCAAAAGGAGUAGAGAUCGAGGUGGCAGCUCGCCUGUCCUUUCCUGUUCCUAACAACGAAGCAGAAUAUGAAGCACUCAUCUUGGGAUUAGAACUCGCGCAUGAAGCUGGAGGUAAAGAUCUGGAAGUUUUUACAGAUUCCCAGUUAAUCGCGUUGCAAAUUGAAGGAACAUACGAAACCAGGGAAAGGACGAUGACGUCUUAUAAAGAGAUCGUCCAACAACUAAUGAGCAAAUUUGAUAAAUGUUCUGUUUUGCAGGUGCCUAGAGCGGAAAAUGACAAGGCAGACGCCUUAUCCAAAUUUGGGGCUGCAAUGGACGGGAUUAGAGAUUGCAAAAUAAUAGCAUUAGUACGCGAACGAUCAACCUUAGCAAGCAGAAUGGAGGUACAAGCAGUCUCCGAAGUGGGAUCGUGGAAGGAUGAAAUCAUUAAUUACUUGGAGAACGAUAUCUUGCCUGCUGAUCCCGUUGCUGCGAAAAGAGUGAAAUUUCGAGCUACACGAUUCACUAUGUUGUCAGGGCAGCUAUACAAGCGAACACUGGACGGACCUCUCCUGAAAUGCUUAGACGAGGAAAGAGCUUUGUAUGUGAUGCGCGAAAUCCACGAAGGGAGCUGUGGGAACUAUUCAGGGGCGAGAUCGCUGGCUCAGAAGAUCAUACAACAGGGGUAUUUCUGGCCCACAUUAGUUAAGGAUUCCAAGGAGCUAGUGAAGAAGUGCGAAAGCUGCCAGAAAGAUGCAUCCCUGAUACACCAACCAGCGACCUCGAUGGAGCCGAUCAAAGUGGCCUGUCCCUUCGACCAGUGGGGAAUAGACAUCGUGGGACCUUUCCCCCCCGCUCAAGCUCAAAAGAAAUUCAUCAUUGUAGCGGUAGAAUACUUCUCCAAGUGGGUUGAAGCUGAGGCCGUGGCCAAGAUAUUCGAGAGAGAAGUUAUUAAUUUCAUUUGGAAAAAUAUCAUCUGCAGGCUCGGAAUACCCAGAAUUCUAAUUUCUAAUAAUGGCACCCAAUUUCAAGGAAGGAAGGUUACAGAAUGGUGCAAGGAGCUCAAGAUCGAACAACACUUCACGGUGGUCGCGAACCCGCAGGCCAACGGGCAGAUGGAGGUGACUAACAGAACGAUCUUGCAGCACUUGAAAACACGACUGGAGAAUAAGGGAUCAUGGGUAGACGUACUGCCAGGAGUUCUGUGGGCUUAUCGCACAACUCCGCGAACUGCUACAGGUGAGACCCCAUUUUGCUUGGUAUACGGGACGGAAACUAUAAUUCUUGCGGAAAUAGGAGAGGAGUACCAGCGGGUCGCCUCUUACGACCCUGGUUCUAACCAAGGUGAGUGGAGUUUCGACUUUACAGUGAUUGAAGAGAAGAGAGAUGCGGCAUACGCCUGA